AUGACCUUUGGCUGGUUCGUCUGCUCUCUCUUCGCCGCCUUGAUGUUCAAGGUCGACAUAGCCACUGCCCUGACUAUUGCUGCUUGUUUGACACCAACCGAUCCUGUUCUGUCAUCGUCCAUUCUCUCAAACAGUCAAUUCAGUACCAGAGUGCCGAAACGCAUCAAGGAUAUGCUGGCUGCAGAGUCCGGUUGCAAUGAUGGAAUAUCAUUCCCGUGA
Aureobasidium musti is the source of this 219-nucleotide messenger RNA. The record is from the annotation of a GenBank genome assembly. NCBI's taxonomy places the organism in Eukaryota, Fungi, Ascomycota, Dothideomycetes, Dothideales, Saccotheciaceae.